GAUGUUUUGCUGCGGCUACCCAGCUGUAACAUAAUAUAAAACACCACGAACGUCACGAGCACGUGCUCCUUCGUCCAUUUGAGUUUUGGAAACCAUCCACGAGCUCGUGCCCAGCAGAUACAGAACCUCGCAGACCAGACUGCGGCAUUCAAGGAAACGGCUAGCCAGCAACACCCACAUCGGAGCUCGUCAUGGCGGCCAGCGAUGAUCCAGUGCCGGUCUACACAGUUGAGGAUGUGAGUGGUGGUAUCGAGGUCCUGCCUCCCUCACCACCUCGCCAGAGCGAUGAAGAUGAUUCUCAGCUUAACCAAGCACCGUCAUCACCUCAACCACAACCACAACAGCAACAUCCACACGCCCCAAUCACGCGCUAUCCCGAGUCCCUUUUGCACCAGACGGCUGUGUUCAUGACAUCGAGAGGCCAAAAGAAAACAGCCAAAUACAGCAACUACAAAUCGUCCAGUACAGUGAGUGCUGAAGAGUGGGCUCGUCAGGAGCAAGAGCGACUGGCCCAGAAAGCGAAGGACGAGCAUCAAGCACAGAUCAUAGAUUCUUUCUACGAUGCGGUACGGAGCAAAAACGUGGAAGUUGUCUCUCGGCUCGUCAGCACCGGCAUCGUGAGCCCGGACGUGACGGACGAUAUUGGCAGCACUCCUCUCAUUGUCGCCGUCAAUGCGGGCGACGCCAACAUGGUCCGAUGUUUACUGCAGCUGGGUGCACAAAUCAACGCCCUUGCCGCAUACGACGACGAGGAGCACUCGAGCUCGUCAGCUCCCCAGGGCCUCCCUCAGUCAACGCCGCGUUACCUCUCCGAGGACGCACGUCGUCAGAGGCACAGCAGGCUCUACCUUCGCAAUACGCACGACCGCGCCCUGCCGCUGCGUACGGCCCUCCAAGUUGCAGCAACCCGCGGCAACCUCGUCCUCGUGCGGCUCUUGAUGACAACGGAGCUGGGCGGUGGGCCGGCCGACGACGCCAUCAUCGCGCCAGACGGACAACUCGCCCUACGUCUCGCGGCAGCCAACAACCACCGCGAAGUCGUCGAGUACCUGCCCUUGCGCCGAGGCGGCGAGUUCCUGCGCUGGAAAGACACGCACGCUCUCGCGCUGCGCCGCAUCCGCCGGGCGGGGGCGAGCAUCGCCCAGUUCUUCGCCAUCCUGUUCUGGGAAAUCCCCCGGCACCUUGUAUGGACGGUUCCGAAACACGUGCUCGUUCUCCCUGCUGCCAGGCUCACCAGGUACUGCUGGCGCAAGAAGGACAAGUUCCCAGCAUGGUGCAAGCGGCAGGUGACCGAGUUCCCGGGACGCGCGAAGCGGUUCGGCAGGGCAUGUAACACCGCCGCGAGGAAGUCCGUCAAGAUCAUCGCCAGACUGCCCGAGUACGCGAGGGACCUCGCGGCCGCGCUGUGGAAGCUGCUCAAGAGGAUCCCGCCCGCGGGCCGGAUCGCGGUGCUGUGGCUGCUCAACGUGCUCAGGGCCGCCGGCCGGGCGGCGGUCGACGUCCUGGCGCGCUUCGUCUCGCUCCUGCACACCAUGCUGCUCGCGCUCGCGAGGUUCUGCCGCGGCGUGACGGCGCGGGACGUGCUCCGGGGCCUGGCCGUCCUGCUGCAUUCCGUGUUCGUCGCGUUCCCCAGGGACGUGCUGUACGACAAGAUGCUCGUCGGCGGCGCGCGGGCCGUGUACGACGUCCUCAAGACGGUGUUUGGGCUGCUGGGCCGCGUCGUGUACUGGCUCGGCGAGGCGCUGCUGCAGGUCGCGGUGUUUGUGCCCCGGCAGGUCUGGCAGAUUGUCAAGGCGCUCGGCAGGAGCGGCGGCAAGGCCGUGGACGAGGUCAUGGUUUGGGUGAAUCCGAAGCGGUGAGAGAGAGGGGGGAAGGGCGUCGUCGGUGGUCGUACCACUUCGUUCGUUCGUUCGUUGUUUCUCGGGUUAUCUUGUUUUUUAAUGUGGCGGCAGGA
Messenger RNA from Microdochium trichocladiopsis, 1954 nucleotides. RefSeq lists its product as uncharacterized. Gene Ontology annotation, biological process: regulation of gene expression. Lineage: Eukaryota; Fungi; Ascomycota; Sordariomycetes; Xylariales; Microdochiaceae. The record is from RefSeq and is a predicted model, not a curated record. The transcript is spliced from 2 exons. Gene Ontology annotation, molecular function: protein binding. The coding region runs from base 192 to 1859 and encodes 555 amino acids. Gene Ontology annotation, cellular component: nucleus.